This is a messenger RNA of Priceomyces carsonii, 2229 nucleotides long. RefSeq names its product nucleoporin. The record is from RefSeq and is a predicted model, not a curated record. NCBI's taxonomy places the organism in Eukaryota, Fungi, Ascomycota, Pichiomycetes, Serinales, Debaryomycetaceae. Gene Ontology annotation, cellular component: nuclear pore. Gene Ontology annotation, biological process: intracellular transport. The transcript has a single exon. Bases 1 to 2229 code for a protein of 742 amino acids.
AUGUCUAAGAGAGCCGCUGCGGGACAAAUCACAAGGGAAACAUUAGGAAGAGACGAAGAAAGCAGUGAUGAAGCAAACCAUAACUCUAGGGCUAGUGUUGAUGUGAUGUCUAAAAGGAAAAUAUUGAAACCAAGGGGAAGAAGUAAUGGACCCAAAUCUCAUCUGAAUGGAUUUGGAGGUUCUACCUUUAGCAACGUAGGCAAACAAGUUGCAAGUGUGUCCUCUGCUACUGAUUCGAAGAAUUCAUUCUCGGAUGGCGAUAAAAAUGAAAAGGUAAGAGCACUUAAUGAUAAAUUUGUGGAGACUAUCAACAGACUCAAUGCACAAGGCACAAUUGCUGAUUUUUCUUCGGUGGCUUCAAAAUACAUCGAGUAUUAUAAGAAAAUACAGAGUGGAGACAUCAAGACACUUAUUGACGAAAAACAGCCUCUGAAUGGUAACAUACUAGGUAAUUCUGGUGCACCAAAUCCUGUGGGAGGCCCUAAGUCCAUCUCCGAUUCUGAUUCUGAUUCUAAUUCUGAGCAAGAUAUUAAAAUUGAAGGGCCAAAGUUUCAAUUGACUAGCAAGCCGGUAUCGAAAAACUCUCCGUUUACAUUUGGACCUAAGUCUACAAAAGAGAAACUGGCCUCUGACUCUGAUUCUGAGGUUGAAAUUAAGGGUCCUAUAUUCCAAUUUAAUAAGCCAAUAAGCGACCGCAUAUUUAAAUUUGAUUCGUCAAAUAACGCUAAUCCAAGUCUGUCAUAUCCUAAUAGUUCGAAACCCUCAACCGACAGUGUGACUGAGAAUAAGAGCCUGUCAGCAUUUUCAUUUGGAGAGGGCAAGGAUAAGAAUUCGAUACCUAAAUUUGGUUUUCAUGAGACGUCUCAACCUAGUAAGGCAGCUUUCUCUUUCACUUCGAAUAAGGAGGCUGAUUCUGCUACCCCUUCUUCUACUGAAAAAACUAAACCUUCUGGAAAUAAAGAUGAUAAGUUGGACAAGCCUAGAGGUGAGACAGCAAGUUUAAGGUUUUCGUUUGGCGAUAAUUCUUCAAAGAAAGCGGAGGAUCUGGCUUUUAAACCCUCUACAGUCGACAACCACAAACCUGCUUUUUCUUUUGGUUCAAUAAAGACGCACGAGAGAUCUGAGCCUUCUUUUUCAUUUGGCCCAAACUCGAACAACAAUCUUACUGAGUCAGAUGCUGUGAAUGUUAAAGAUUCUUCGAAAUUUACGUUUGGGAAUAAUCCACAGAGCGAUGCUCAAAAGAGUGAGAAUAUGCAGAAACCUGCUUUCUCUUUCGGUUCUAUUAAUGAGAAUAAAGAUAAGCCUAAGCCUGCUUUCUCCUUCGGUUCAAACAAUGAAAUUGGAAGUGCAUCGCAAACUUCUUCUCCAUUUACAUCAAAUAAGGAAAAUAAGGACGCUUCGAAACCCGCUUUUUCAUUUGGUGCUAAAGAUGGAAACCAACCUACAACUGCAUUCUCAUUUGGGAAAGCUUCGACGACGAACCUGAAAACUGAUGGAAAUCUCAAUUCCGGAUUUUCGUUCACUGGUUCUGCCAACCAAAAGACAGAAAAACCGGCCGCUGUAUUAGACUCUUUGGCAGAAAACCCAGUUAAUGAUAAACCUAGUUUCUCAUUUGGGUCAUCAUCUCAAACUUCGGAUUCUCAAGGUCCUUCGAACGAAAAAAAGGGUCUAUUUGGCUCUAACUCGUUAACUGAAAAAAAGCCGGUCUUUCAAUUUUCUUUUGGUAAGCUGAACGAUUCGCAAAGUACUACAGAUACAGAGAGCUCACAUAAACCAACAGAAAACGACAAUACACCCACCAAAGACGACCUGGAGACUAUGGGUGGUGACUUUGAGCCUGUUGCCAAAUUACCAGAGAACAAUGUGGCAGUAGAAACUGGUGAAGAAAAUGAGUCUAUACUAUUCUCCAAGCGCGCGAAACUAAUGUUUUUUGAUCCUUCGAACAAGGAACAACCUUAUUCCAACAGAGGAGUCGGCGAGUUGAAAAUUUUGAAAUCAAAUGAAACACAUAAAUCUAGGAUCUUGAUUCGAGCAGACGGUGGCUUAAGAAUCAUCUUAAAUACCUUAGUUUCUAGGGACAUGACUUACGCAAAAAUUGGCAAUGGCUCUAUGGUUAGAGUUCCAACCGUAAAUCCAGAGACGAAGGCUAUUGACACUUAUGUUGUUAAGGUUAAAACGCCCAGUGAUGGCGAGGAACUUUUUAAUACGUUAAAUAACGUUGAGAGUUGA